Messenger RNA from Sorex fumeus (smoky shrew), 1017 nucleotides. It is a transcript of the gene P2RY14, whose product is annotated as purinergic receptor P2Y14. The transcript has a single exon. The record is from RefSeq and is a predicted model, not a curated record. NCBI's taxonomy places the organism in Eukaryota, Metazoa, Chordata, Mammalia, Eulipotyphla, Soricidae. Gene Ontology annotation, cellular component: membrane. Gene Ontology annotation, molecular function: G protein-coupled purinergic nucleotide receptor activity. Gene Ontology annotation, biological process: G protein-coupled receptor signaling pathway. Bases 1 to 1017 code for a protein of 338 amino acids.
AUGCCCAACGCCACGGCCGCGCCGCCCUCCAACCACACCUGCCCCCGGAACCUGCUCAUCACGCAGCAGCUCAUCCCCGGCCUGUACCUGGUGGUUUUCACGGCCGGGCUGCUGCUCAACAGCGUGUCGGCCUGGGUCUUCCUGUCGGUGCCCAGCUCCAAGAGCUUCAUCGUCUACCUCAAGAACAUCGUGGUGGCCGACUUCGUCAUGAGCCUCACCUUCCCCUUCAAGAUCCUCAGCGACGCGCGCCUGGGCCCCUGGCAGCUGGGCGUGUUCGUGUGCCGCGUCUCGGCCGUGCUCUUCUACAUCAACAUGUACGUCAGCAUCGUCUUCUUCGGCCUCAUCGGCUUCGACCGCUACUACAAGAUCGUCAAGCCGCUGUCCGCGUCCCUCGUGCAGUCGGUCAGCUACAGCAAGCUGCUGUCGGUGCUGGUGUGGCUGGCCACCCUCCUGCUGGCCGUGCCCAACAGCAUCCUGACCAACCAGCGGGCGCCCGAGACCUGGCCCCCCAGCUGCGUGAAGCUCAAGAGCCCGCUGGGCCGGGCCUGGCACACGGCCAGCAGCUACAUCUUCGUCAUGGUCUUCUGGCUGGUCUUCCUCCUGCUCGUCGGGUUCUACACGGCCAUCACUAGGAAGAUCUUCAGGUCGCACCUCAAGUCCCAGAAGAACUCGCUGUCCUUCAAGAAGAAGUCCAGCCGCAACAUCUUCAGCAUCAUGCUGGUCUUCGUGGUCUGCUUCGUGCCCUACCACGUGGCCCGGAUCCCCUACACCCAGAGCCAGACCGACCCCAGCUACAGCUGCUGGGCCAGGGAGACCCUGCUCUACGUCAAGGAGUUCAGCCUGCUGCUGUCGGCCAGCAACGUGUGCCUGGACCCCGUCAUCUACUUCUUCCUGUGCCAGCCGUUCAGAGACAUCCUGUGCAAGAAACUGCACAUCCCCGUGAAGGCGCCGCCUGGCGCGGAAACUUCCAGGACCAAAAGGGGACAGACCACCCACGAGAGCAUCGGAACCCUGUGA